AUGGCAACUCCAUUCAACCUCCCGAUUUCGAAAACCCCGAAACCAGAAAUCCCAAAAUGGGCACCUCCACAACCGACGAAAAUGCAUCUAGACUGGGCUGAUCUACGAACCAUCGAACUUUCUCUCCUCGACUCUCCGGAUCCAGAAGUCGUGGCAGGGCUGGUGGCUAAGACGAAAGCUGCUAUUGAGGAAGAUGGGUUUUUGUUCUUGACUAACUAUGGGGUUUCGCUUGAACAGCUUCAUCGUCAGUUCGAUCUAGCUCAAUUCUUGCAUGCGAAUAUCUCGGAAGAGGAUAAAGCGAAACUGCUGUGGGACCCUUCCACUGGCGUCUUUGCUGGGUUUAAGCCUCGGUUUGGCUGGAAGCGAGAACCGGGGAAAUUCGACGGCAUUGAACAUUUUAAUUUUUAUAGCCCUGAGUUUGAGGAUAUUAAGAAGGUCCCGGAGUGUAUUGUACCAUUCAUGGAUGAGAUCACUGCGUUCUGUGAUUAUCUGAUGAAUUCUGUCAACCGACGGCUAUUAAAGCUGUUGUCGUUGGUUCUCGAAUUGCCUGAUGAUUACCUGUGGGAAAACGUUCAGUCGCAUGAUGGACUAGUAGGAGAUGGUUAUUUCCGGCAUGCGCUAUAUUAUCCUCUAGAAGCAAAACACAAAAAGGAGAGAAAGGGCAUUCGGAUGUACGGCCAUACAGAUUACGGCACAACCACUCUUCUAUUCUCCGUCCCUGUCACAGCGCUCCAGAUCUGGGGUUCAGAUAACAAAUGGAGAUACGUGAAGUAUAAACCAGGCGCCUUGGUUGUUAACCUCGGCGAGACACUUGAAGUGGCAGAACCUCCUGCAGACCAAGAGAACGAGCAGCGUCUUUCUCUCGUCUUCUUCAACGGUUCAAAAGGCGAUAUGCGUCUAAAGCCAGCAAUGGAAUCACCUUUAAUUCAGCGAGAAGGAUUUGUCCUGAAGCAGGGUGUGUUUACGCAGUUCAAAAAAUUGAUAGAUUCAGGCCGUCCGGUUCCUACGAACAAGGAAUGGAGAGAAGCACAGGUCCGCACUAGGCUUCAAAUGGCCCCGGAAGAACGACUUGCUGGGGCCAAGGAUAUAAAUGGUACUAAGUAUGGGGCAGAUGUCAUUCUUGGUGUUCAGGUGGUUUUGCCAGCUUGA
This is a messenger RNA of Lachnellula hyalina, 1149 nucleotides long. It is a transcript of the gene JRG21, whose product is annotated as putative 2-oxoglutarate-dependent dioxygenase. Bases 1 to 1149 code for a protein of 382 amino acids. NCBI's taxonomy places the organism in Eukaryota, Fungi, Ascomycota, Leotiomycetes, Helotiales, Lachnaceae. The record is from RefSeq and is a predicted model, not a curated record. The transcript has 10 exons.